Molecule: messenger RNA, 2223 nt
Organism: Castor canadensis (American beaver)
Lineage: Eukaryota; Metazoa; Chordata; Mammalia; Rodentia; Castoridae
Gene: Timm29
Product: translocase of inner mitochondrial membrane 29
Biological process (GO): protein insertion into mitochondrial inner membrane
Cellular component (GO): TIM22 mitochondrial import inner membrane insertion complex
Source: RefSeq, a predicted model, not a curated record
UUGGCGUUUGCACAGAAGAGACUUUCCGGGCCUUUUAUUUCGAGUACCGGGCAUUUCUUUUCGGAGGCCGGACCCCCAGUCCGGAAGAGGAUGGUGACCGCUGCUCUGAAGAGAUUUUGGUCCCGAGGGCGCGGAGAAUCCGGCGGACAGUCAGUUGACCUGGCGGUGGCAAAGCCACGCGUGUGGGCGCGGCUGGGCGCCUGGGCCCGCGCGCUGCUCCGGGACUACGCGGAGGCCUGCAGGGACGCGGCGGCGGCGGCGCGGGCCCGGCCGGGACGCGCGACUGUGUACGUGGGGCUGCUGGGCGGUGUGGCGGCCUGCUGCGCGCUGGCGCCGAGCGAGAUGGCCUUCGAGGAGUCGCUGCUGGAGGCGUCGGGUUCCCUUCUGCUGCUGGCGCCGGCCACGCGCAACCGCGACUCCGAAACUUUUGUGCAGCGGCUGCUGUGGCUGCGGGGCCGCGGCCGCCUGCGCCAUGUGAACCUGGGGCUGUGCUCGCUCGUGUACGAGGCUCCCUUCGACGCCCAGGCCAGCCUCUACCAGGCCCGCUGCCGCUACCUGCAGCCCCGCUGGGUGGAUUUCCCGGGUCGCGUUCUGGAUGUGGGCUUCGUGGGUCGCUGGUGGGUCUUGGGGUCAAGGAUGCGCGACUGCGACAUCAACGACGACGAGUUUCUCCACCUACCGGCCCAUUUGCGCAUCGUGGGGCCCCACCAGCUGCGAUCCGAGGCCAACGAGCGGCUCUUCGACGAGAAGUACAAGGCGGUGGUGCUCACCGAUGAUCAGGUGGACCAGGCGCUGUGGGAGGAGCAGAUGCUGCAGAAGGAGAAGAAGGACAGGCUGGCCCUGAGCGAGGCCGACGAGCUUAUGCAGCCCGAGGUGGCCAGAUGAAGGCCAGCGACAUUGGUGCCACGCAGCUCUCUCGUCGGCUCCGCACAGGUUCGGGGAGCCCAUUUCCCUCUCCUUGUUCCUUCUUAGCUGAGCUCAUGCUCAGCCUGGGUGAUCUUUGACGUAGGGAGAGCAGAGCGACUUGACCAUGUAAGGUUUAGCACUACCAGAGCUAGUCACGAGCCUUGGACAUUUAAGACAGGGUCUCUCUGUGUCGCCCAGCCCAGUCUAACUGCUGAGCCACAGGUGAUGCUCCCACCUCAGCCCCCGAAGUAGCUAAGACAACAGGCCGCCAUGGCCGGUUUCAGAUUUUCUUUUUAAAUUGGAACUUAAAUGGGUUUAUUCUUUGUUCUCUUCUUUGUGUGUGUGUGUAUUAUGUGCACCCCCACACUGGGGCUUGAACUCAGGACCUUCCAGUCACUGGGCAGAUGCCCUACCACAGAGUCACAUCCAUACCCUUGUUCUUUUUUGAGUAACAUUAAAAAAAAAUUUUUUUUGAAAUACAGACUCAACAUGUACCUGAUUAAAUAAUACAGAAACAUCUUCCCUGAAAUGGCAACAUUUUAUUUGAAUAAUUCUAAACCAGGAAGGAAAUUGGCAUUGGUGUGACUCUGGUUGUGAGAAGGGAAUUUCUUUGCAAAACAACCUGAUUUUACUGUGUGUGCAUUGACAGUGGCUGGAAGUGGGCUUGGAAGGACAGACUGCAGUGCUGUGAAAAUCUGUAUGGAGUCGUAGGUUCUGUGUGUGUUACACUGCAGGGUAAAAAUGAGUUCUAUGGAAAGGAAGAAGCUAGGGGGCAGGGGGUACACAGUUGGGUUAUGGGAAUCACACCUUUCAAGCUACACUGUUAGGGGAAUGAGACUACCUGUGUCACCUGGGUGGCCUGUGGCUAGUUGAUAAAAGCAGAAGAUCAAACAACUAUCUUUGCUGUGAUUUCUUUUCUUUGUUUUGUUUGCUUUUGUGUGUUUUGCCACUUUUAGUUUUCGGCACUUGGACCUUCCAUUCGUGAUAUGGAUGCACUGAACACACAGUAGUUCUUAAAUCCUUAUUUUGUGGUCAGAGGGGUAUUUCAAAGCCUGCAACUCCAUUUUAUAGAGGAAAAGUGGAGGUUCUGAACUUUUACUUUUAACAAGGCUGAGGCAAAUCCAGCCUUCAAACUCCUAACUCCCAGCCCUGUGACAGUCCUCAGACUUGUAGUACAGUACUAUUUUUGUUCCUAACAACGUCUUGACAGAAGUUUAUCUAAUUUUAUUUUGUUUUUUUUGAGUCAGGGUCCUAAUAUGUAAUCCUGACUGGCUCAAAUUCACCAUCCUACCUUCGCCUCCCCAGUGCUGGAAUUAC